AUGGCCAUCAAGGACCAUAUUCCGCACGUCCAAGCAAUGGAGGAGACUCCUGAGCACGCAGUGUCGACUAUCAACGUCAACCGUUGGUGGCGAUACCGCAACCUUCGGUCCUUGAACCUAUGGAUGAUGGUUCCUCUGCUUUCCAUCUUCUCCCAGGGAUUCGACGGCUCGAUGAUGAACGGUCUACAGUCUGUAUCGCACUGGCAGUCCUACUUUGGUACACCCAAGGGAGCAACUCUUGGACUUUUUAAUGCUGCAUAUCCUCUCGGCGGUGUCGUCGGUGUCUUCUUGAUCUCCCCUGUAGCUGAUCGCUGGGGCCGACGUGUGGGCAUCUGCACCGGUGCUCUUGUUGCUUGUGUAGGCGCGGCUAUACAGGGUGGGGCGCUUAAUAUCGCCAUGUUCAUCGUCUCGCGUCUUUUCAUCGGCGCUGGAAGCGUCAUUGUCGCCGGCGUGGGCGCUCCUUACAUCACCGAGAUUGCACACCCCGAGCAGCGCAGCACGGCGACCGCCCUGUUCCUUACCUUUUACUCAGUGGGCUCCAUUACAGCGGCUUUUUGCACUUUCGGAACCUUUCGCAUCAACGGCGAAGCUUCUUGGAGAAUUCCUUCGGCGCUCCAGGCACUGCCAUCCGUUAUCCAGGUCUUGCUGAUCUGGUUCGUCCCGGAAUCACCGCGCUGGCUCGUCGAUAAGAGUCGGCAUGAGGAGGCGCUUGCCAUGCUCAUCAAGUUUCACGGCGAGGACAACCCCUCGGAUCCUGUUGUUGUCUUUGAGUAUAACGAAAUCAUUUCGGCCAUCGAAACCGAGCGUGCCGAUGCCCAGUCCAGCCUUCUUGGCACCCUACGAGAAUUGGUAUCUGGAACCGGCAACCGCAGACGUACAAUGAUCAUGGUAUGGGCGGCAGUUUGCUCUCAAAUGUCUGGAAAUGCUUUUGUAUCUUAUUACCUCUCUCCCAUACUCACAUCGGUUGAACUGGAGAAGGACGUGCAGCAGACACUCAUCAAUGCCACCUCUCAGAUGGUGUCGUGGUUCUCCGCCAUCUACUUUGCCACGCUGCCCGCUAAACUGGGCCGCAGGACCAUGUUUCUAUGCUCUCUGGUUGCCAUGUGGUUUAUUGUCAUUGCAAUCACGGCCGGAAGUGCUGAGUUUGCCAAGGACAGGUCAAACAAAGCUGCCGGGUACGCUGUUGUGGUACUCCUCUACCUCUUUUCGCCUGCAUACAAUUUUGGAUUCAAUGGCAAUCUCGGUCUAUACAUACCUGAGAUUCUACCAUACUAUCUUCGCACCAAGGGCAUCUCGUUCUUCUAUUUCGUGCAAUAUUGUUUUAUGAUUCUAUCGACGUUUGCAGUACCGAUAGGUCUUGAAAAUAUUCAGUGGCGACUUUACAUCAUCUUUGUCGGAUGGAUUGUUGUCGAAUUUGUUGGCGUCUGGUUCCUGUUCCCAGAGACGAAGGGCCCUUCUCUAGAGGAGAUUGCUAUCAUUUUCGAUGGUCCUAGCCAAGCCAAGAAUAUCGACUCCAAUGAUGUUGAAGCCAAACAAGUUGAGGCCAAGAACUGA
Colletotrichum truncatum is the source of this 1554-nucleotide messenger RNA. Its product is annotated as lactose permease. Gene Ontology annotation, cellular component: membrane. NCBI's taxonomy places the organism in Eukaryota, Fungi, Ascomycota, Sordariomycetes, Glomerellales, Glomerellaceae. Gene Ontology annotation, molecular function: carbohydrate:proton symporter activity. The record is from RefSeq and is a predicted model, not a curated record. Gene Ontology annotation, biological process: carbohydrate transport; transmembrane transport.